UAUCGCAAAUAAUUAUGCAUAUCCUGGAACUGUUCGGUUUGUUUCUUCUAGGCAAGUUCCCGGGUAUAAUUUUAAUUGGCCGACCAAACAAGGGAACUCCGGGUGUGUUUUCGAUUGGCCACUUCUCUCUCAAGCGUUUUUUUUUUAACUAGCUAUGUUGCUAGGAAACAAAUGAUGCGCAAGAUUGUUCUGCAGUCUAUCACACACGUCGAUAAAUAAUGUCCUGUUCAGUUUUACUGGAUAACAACGCCAAGCCGAAGUCCAUGAGCCGAGCAAAGCAGUGGACAGGAGAGAUUGAGAACCUGUACAGAUUUCAGCAAGCUGGAUACAGAGAUGAGCUGGAGUACCGACAGAUCAAACAAGUCGAGAUUGACCGUUGGGCGGACACUGGGUUUGUGAAGAAGCUUCAGCGUCGAGAUAACACAUUUUACUACUACAACAGAAAGCGGGAGUGCGAAGAUCGAGAGGUCCAUAAAGUGAAGGUGUACGCGUACUGACAGCUCCUCGACCCAGCCAGCACUUAUGCCAUUUUCUAUUUUUACGUUUUGUAAUACUGUCUUUAGAAAAUGCAUGAUCAGAGUUAUCCUACUGUAUUCUAAAUGUAAGUCUUGGUACAAUUUUUGAAUAAAACCACUGAUU
Molecule: messenger RNA, 639 nt
Organism: Sinocyclocheilus rhinocerous
Lineage: Eukaryota; Metazoa; Chordata; Actinopteri; Cypriniformes; Cyprinidae
Product: meiosis expressed gene 1 protein homolog
Exons: 3
Coding region: 219-497 (92 amino acids)
Cellular component (GO): nucleus
Source: RefSeq, a predicted model, not a curated record